AUGCUGUGGAUUCUCAUCCUUACUGCAUGUGGUGUGACUCCACUCAUCCGAGUAAAUGGUGAUGAAUUUGUAUGCCACAACGUAGAAUAUGCUGGUCCUAUAAAAGAGGUAAUACAGAUAAAACCAACUAAACUGGCAGAAAAGACCUCCAAUGCUGCCAAGCACGUAAAGGGGCUUGCAAUAGCCGUGGCUAGUGGUGUUAUAGCAAAAAUUCCAGUUGCAGGGAGCAUACUGGGCGCGGUCUUCAAAGAACUGGCUGGGGCUUUCGGCAAUAAGGGCUUACAAGCAGAAGACGUUUACAACAGUUUGAAGAAAGAAAUCGACCAGCUCAAAUCGUACGUGGACCAAGAAAUUGAUGAAGUGAAAUUAGACUACAUCAAGAAGGCUUUUGGGACAAGCCGUGGUGGAAUUCUGAGCUAUGCAAUGCACUGCCAGAAAACGUACCAAGGUGAUGCAGAUGAUAUUGCCCCUUGUUUGGAGAAUGUAAACGCUAUGUUGACCCAACAGUACCACUUCUUCAUGCCAUCAGACAGCCGACUCAGUUCCUACGAGUUUUCUCUCCCUCUGUUCCGUAUGUAUGGAGAACUCUUUGUAGACACAGUCAUGGAACAGAUCGCUGUUGCAAUGACGAGAGGAAAGGAAACUCAAGCGGCAGCAAUGGCUGACACCCUGAUCACAAAAGUGAAGCAACUCGAAGAGCAUUACACAACUUCUUUGGUCAAAAUCGCUAAACUUCACGCGGAACCUCACGUAUCGACAGACAGCGGAAAAGCCGACUGUGCGCUUAUCCCUUACCAUAACGUCCGAAUGUGUAUCUGCACUUUAGCCAUUGGACCGAACAAAAUCAGUUCAUCAGACACCAAAGAUCCCGCGAAAAGCUUAAAAAAUUUCUGUGUUGGAGUUUACUAUGGCACCAACAGCGACGUCUGUAAAAUUGCCAAGAAAGAGUAUUUCGAGGGAUACGCCGAGGACCAUGUGCAGGCCAUAAAAACCUACUGGAAGAAACAAGUGGGAGACACGGUAGAAAGUUGGACCAAGACUGCUGAAGCCCUUGAAGGAUUGAGGGAGAAGGUUAAGAGGUGA
Messenger RNA from Porites lobata, 1083 nucleotides. The record is from the annotation of a GenBank genome assembly. Lineage: Eukaryota; Metazoa; Cnidaria; Anthozoa; Scleractinia; Poritidae.